AUGGUGCCAUUCCAAGACUAUCUACGUAGCCAGGCUGGCAACACAAUCUCUGUCAACCUGAUCAUUUCGACUGUCGAUUACCUUCUUCGUCUUCAGGAGUCAAUAAUGGACUUUUAUUGGCACUAUUCCAACAAGGAUACUAUCGACGACGCCGGUAAGCGGAACUUCGUACGAGCCAUUAAAAUAGGCAAACAGGUCUUCUGCAGUCUCACGGAAUAUAUUCAGGGUCCCUGCCUGGGCAAUCAGCUGGCUCUUGCACAUUCUAGGCUCUGGGAUGCUAUCAGCGGCUUCUUGUACCUAUUUGCACACAUGCAGGAUAAACUGAGUAAAGACCCCGACCAGUUGGAUCUUCUUCGCGAGUUCCUCAAUUUACAGAAGGAGAUGAUGAUCAUGUUGCUAUCUAUGCUCGAGGGUAACGUGGUAAAUGGACCGAUCGGUCGUCAGAUGGUUGACACGCUUGCCGAAUCUGCCGCCAACGUCGAAGUUAGUUUGGGACUUUUGGCUAAAGGGCUCAUUCAUUUCGUCUGUGUGUUAAAACAUGUACUUUUUUAUCUGCUAAAUCGAAUUUUUGUUUUGACACUGAUUUCUUCACCUUUUGAUCACUUUUUGACCAAUAGUUUAUUUUAA
Molecule: messenger RNA, 627 nt
Organism: Protopolystoma xenopodis
Lineage: Eukaryota; Metazoa; Platyhelminthes; Monogenea; Polystomatidea; Polystomatidae
Source: the annotation of a GenBank genome assembly